This is a messenger RNA of Vespula vulgaris, 5677 nucleotides long. RefSeq names its product xyloside xylosyltransferase 1 (gene Xxylt). The transcript is spliced from 5 exons. Lineage: Eukaryota; Metazoa; Arthropoda; Insecta; Hymenoptera; Vespidae. Gene Ontology annotation, molecular function: UDP-xylosyltransferase activity. The coding region runs from base 4226 to 5362 and encodes 378 amino acids. The record is from RefSeq and is a predicted model, not a curated record.
GAAUGAGAUCACUCGACGAUUAUAUUAUUUUUCUCUCAAUAACCUUUGCUUCUGUCGUCACGUAUCGUGAUGCCCGAUUAAAAUUGUUUUGACGACGAAGCCGGUGAAAUGGGUCGAUGAUUGCUGCAACGACCCGUCGCGAGUAUUGCCAUUGCGAUCCCAACAGAUUCUGCGAUCGUUUGACGAAAACCGAAUGAAACGUUUGAUCAAUCGUUUUAUCUAUGGAUACUUUUUCUUCCUACAUGCCUUUCAUAUCGACAAGCAUACCUCUAUCCAUGUCCAAACCAUAUGAAACGAUGUGAUAAUAGUUAGUACUUACGUACGACGAUCGUAAUAGCGCUUACGGUCUCGACGAGAUAUCACGAAUUUCCAUGCGAUUAACACGACUUUCAACGACGAAUUUUACGAAGAACGACAAGAUGUUAUUUGAAAAAUAUUAUUUCGCUUAGAUCGGAUAUUAACGAAUAACUAUGACAGAUUUCAAUGAAAUACAAGUACGACCAAGCGUAGACGAUAAUUCGACGAUUAUAUGAUUUAAUGGCGAUAAAGGAUUCUUCGAAGUAAGCAUUCCUCUAUCGAUAUAUUGUUUAUAUAGUUUCGCCGGAAGCAUAAAUUAAUUGACAUUGACGUAUUCAAAAUAAUUCGUAGAAUUUCCGGAAUGGCGUGAUAUCGUGAAAGUCGACGAAAAAAAUGCCUGAUCGUAAAAGGCUGUUCAUCACUCUUGGCUUUAUAACGAUAUAACGCUGAGAACAGGCGUGAUUCUUGAUCGAUUUUGAUGAACGAGGUCUCGUUUUAAAGACGAAGGUUUAAUCUAGGACACCAUUUUUCUCGAAUUUAUGAAAAAGCUUUAUGUUCUUUGAAAAAAGUCGUGUUAAAAUGUUACGUUCUUUCGAGAAUAGUUUAUGCAUAAAAAUAAAGCUUUUUCAAAAAUUCGAGAAACCUAUGUCCACGCUUAAAUUCACAUUGUUUUUGCCAUUUUUCGUAAAAAAAAAAAAAAUUUCGUACACUUUUGAACCUCGCGGCGAAAGAGUAAAAGUUGAUACUAUAUCGAUUUUCGUAUAAAAAGUUUGAACGACGAUCAUAUAAAAUUUUCUUUCAACGAAUUAAACGAUUAUUUCCUCGUUUGCACGCGUACAUCAAUGAUCAGAUUUUCAGAUCCAUUCCAAAUGCGGGGAAGUGCGUUUCGCGGUGUUCGCACAGAGAAGCCAUGGUAACUCAUUCAGGCAUUUCGAAGACGAUUUCAUGGUAAAAAUAAGGAAAUACGAUCUUAGUUUCUCAGAUCCCGUCAUAUUUUAUUUAUUAGAAACAUAAAAAUCUUAUUACAAACGUUUAGCAGAAUGUUUUUAAUUCAAUAUUUCAAUUCACUUAUAACUUUAUUCCAAAUGCGAGGCCAUUGAUCAUAUCUAAUAUGAAGGAAAAGGAAAUUGAAAGUUUCGAUAGUUUUACAAUUUUUUAAACGGUUUUUAAUGUACGCGGAAUACAAAAGACUAAUAUUAAAACGAUAAUACAUUGGUUUAACGAUACAAAAAACGUAACGCGAGAGAAAAUUAAAGUAAUUUCAAUUAAAAAUUUUAAUGCUUAAGAGUUCUAACCUUGGACUCAUCGGCCUCGUGUAAUAUAAACAUAGACGACUUUUAUUUACUUUGACUUUCGUCGAGUUAGUUUCCUUUUGUACUCCGACGAGUGAGCUUCGCAGCUCUCUCUUUCCGAACGCAAAAUCUUGGAAAUUAAUACUUUCGAUAAUUUUGCAAUUUUUUAAGCGAUUUCUAAUAUACGCGAAAUACGAAAAACUAAUAUUAAAAGGAUAAUACAUUCGUUUAACGAUACAAAAAACGUAACGCGAGAGAAAAUUAAUUUCAAUUAAAAAUUUCAAUACUUAAAAGUUCUAACCUCGGAAUCAUCGGUCUCGUGUAAUAUAAACAUAUACGACUUUUAUUUACUUUGACUUUCGUCGAGUUAGUUUCCUUUUGUACACCGACGAGUGAGCAUCGCAGCUCUCUCCUUCCGAACGAGAAAGCUUAAAAAUUAAUAUUUUCGAUAAUUCUACAGUAAUUUAAACGGUGUUUGAUGUACGCGGAAUACGAAAAACUAAUAUUUAAACGACAAUACAUUCUUUUGACAAUACCGUAACGCGAGAGAAAAUUAAAGUAGUUUCAAUAAAAAAUUUCGAUACUUAAAAAUUUUGAUCUCGGAAUCAUCGGCCUCGUGAAAUAUCAACGCAUUCGGGCUUAGGAAGAGGAUUCCUUUCUUGCAGAUUUCAAUUUUGGACUGGCGAUCCUUGGCGACGAGCGACCGAAGGACCGAUACGAAGAAAUCGGGUCUUUGAUGGACUUUACAAUUACUGGUUCAGUUCGGCUUUGUACAUCAAAGUUCUGACAGGAUGUCUUUCCCGCAAGUAUCAACGAAGACUUGAAAAGUUUAUUGCGAUCGCGCGCGUAGCAAUGAAGCAAUCGAGUGUUUGUGUCGCUAAACUAAACAUAUCGCGAAGUAGAAGCAGUGUUUGUUCGUUCGCGUUUCGCGAUUUAAAGCACGAGUGUUCUUUCAUGGACUGCGUGCAAUGCAGUCGCUAGAGUCAGUGAUCGUUUGCAAAGUUUUUUGCUUUUUUAACAGUCGAACGCAGACUGUAAUUAUAAAAGAUAGUAGAGUUUCGCAAAGUAAAUUCAGUGACCGUUCGUAAUUAAAUAACCAUCGCGAAUUAGAGUCAGUGCAUCGCCGGAGAGGAUCUCGACCAACUUCGAUGUCGACCUACCUCAUUUUCAACCAACUACCAAUCAUCCACCCUCAAUUUCGACCUAAAUCGCGGACGAGUGUUUUGGAUCCAUCGCAGAACUUCUCAAGUAGUGAGUGAAUCUUUAAGUCCCUCCGAUGACUCGAUCAUGUCGAGGACGAAAGGUCCGAAUCGGCACGAGUGAUCGGUUGUAAUUAAUAAGUAGAAGAGCAUUGAAUGACCACGAGUAAAUUUCCGAAGAAACCUUUCGAGAAUAGCUCUUAGUCAUAUUUUAAUGUUGCCACGUUGUCACUCGUAAUGCUCUUAUGGUGACGGGUGUGGUGGUAGAUUUAUUUUAUAAGAAAACUGAGACGAGCGUUCCGUCUCCGGUUGCCACAUUGCCGCGCGUACGCGAAUAGAAUUAUCACUAUAUUUUACGCAUUUUUAUUAUUGAAGUCGCGUCACAAAUUUUUCAUUUUUUUUUCUUUUCUAAAGUUCAAUUAAACUUAUAAUUUUGUUUUUAUAAAAUAAAGUUCUAUAUUAAAGUAAUAACUACGAAACGUAUGAUAUACUAUAUACCACUAAAAGUGCAUACGCAGCUGGAAGAUCAACGAGAAGCGUGUCAAUUUCUUUCUUUGCGUUGGGGGAAAGAAUACUUGUUUAAGUUAAGGUCGAGAAUUUGUCAUUUUCAUUUUCUCUUAUAAAUUUACAUUGAACUAAAUUCAGAAUUUUAUUUUUCAUGAAUAACACAGACUUCGUUUUAUCGUUCGAAAUUCGGAAAGCACGAACGUUCGUGUUUUACGGCGGUGUAUGUAGCUGCCGGUUGGACGGUCCUGUUAUCCGUAAGCGGACAACAAAAGCGGCCUCCUCCGGAUAACGUCCUAGAAUUCGCGGUUAGUUUAUGUCACUUCGCGAACGCCGGGAACGCGGGUUUUAGAGUAGAGUCACCGUUAGCCGUGGGACCUGGGUCGGUAAUACUUAUAUUGCCUUGUUAAAUUAAAUUAAAUUAUAACUCAAUCGUUGCAAUUUUAAGAUAACUCUAAGGCACUGCACGGAUAAAGUUUCAAUUUCUUUAUUAGUCUUAUUUACGCUUUUUCAGAUCAAAUGCUGCACUUUCCAUUUCGCUCGUUGCAAUUUGGAAUUCGAGAGAUUCAUCGUUUUAAUUUAGAAAUUGAGAUUUGUAGGGAAAGAAAGGAAAAGAAAGAGAGAAAAAAAGAAAAAAAAAAGAGAAAGAAGAAAAUUGCUCUCGGUUGGGCUCGAACCUGGGUCAACGGAUUGGUAGCCGAGUACGCCGACAGCGUUGCCACAUUGAUGGAUGGAAACGAGCGCGACCGAGACGCACGACCAACCAACCCACCGUGUCGAAUUAAUGGCCGACUCGAAGGAUUCGUCGAGCGAAGAAUUUUCGAUAUUUUGACGAUGUUCGAUGUUCCUCGGACGUUCGCGCCGUCGUCGCGUCGUCGCCGAUCACCAUCGUCGAGCUGAUCAUAGGAUUGAGCUGAAAAGAUGAGUGGUUAAAUGCACUUGUUACGCAAGGUGCUAGUGAACCUCGCCAUUAUUGCGGUGCUUCUGGUGAUACUUUAUUGUUAUCAAACGUCCACGAACGGUGCACGUUGGAUCGUGGGCCAGGCGGAAAGUCGAAAUGUCGAAGCCUCGACGAACGAAUUCGUUUCGACCACCUUAAGAGAGAUGAACGAUUCGAUCGUCGGACUAACCUCAAAGGAGAUCGUCCUCCCUACCGUUCCUUCGAUCGCUACCACCUUUCGGGAUAAGUUUUAUUACAACGUAUGGUGUAUAUUCACCAAAGUCGCUACGAAUUCACCGAUGCGAAGGAAGUUUUACGUUUUUACGAAAUCCUUGCUCUCGCUAGCUACCGUGGACAUCGCUUUCCACGUGAUAACCGACGACGACAGUCGUCCCAUCGCGCAGAACGUAGUGCAAAGCGUUGCGUCGUCCACCAAAAAGACUAUGAAAGUGCAAUAUUACAACGUACACGAGCUGGCUCAACAAUUGGAGGACAUAGUUUCCGUCAUGUCGCCGCAUUUCAGUAGCAAACCGGGGACUUAUUACUCGGACGCUCUCUUCUUUCUGUCUCUGGGAUUGCAUAGAAUAGCACCGGUCGAUCAGAAAGUGGCAGCCAUGUUCGACGCCGAUACAAAAUUUCGUAAGGACGUAAAAGAAUUGUUCAAGGAGUUCGACAACUUUGGGAAGCAAGCUCUCUUUGGUCUGGCGCCGGAGCUGACACCUGUGUAUCGGCAUGUCUUGUACUUAUAUCGUAGCAAACACGCGAAGACCGCGUAUGGGGAACCCACUCACGCCGGUGGCUUCCCAGGCUUCAACAGCGGCAUGGUCUUGUUCAAUUUAGAAAGAUUACGCGAGUCCUCCUUGUACGAACGAAUCGUUAGCAAGGAUAGCGUCGAUGCUAUGACGAAUAAAUAUCAUUUCAAGGGUCACUUGGGCGAUCAAGAUUUUUACACGAUAUUGGGUAUGGAACGACCCGAAUUAAUCCAUACCAUUGACUGCGGCUGGAACAAGCAAUUGUGCACGUGGUGGAGGGACCGUGGUUACGCGGAUGUAUUCGCCAAUUAUUCUCUCUGUAACUCGGAAACAAAAUUGUGGCAUGGGAACUGCAAUACUCCUAUACCCGACGAUUAAGUACUAUGAAUUUUAAAGACAUUCGAGUACGUAGAUACAUCGUCUUUGCAAGUCUACGUCAAGUUUCGAGAAUGAAAUAUCGCGAAUGGUUUUGAAACUCGUUACAUUUGAAAUCUGUGAUACAAAGUCGAGUAUAUUUUAUCUCGUCAAGUGGCAAUAUACGAUCAAGACUCUUCCAAUUGUAUAAAGGGAAAGAAGAAAUCAUUUUUGAUGGGCAAUAUUUAGAUCUAGCGAUUUAUACUGACAGAUACUUUUUAGAAGCGGGAGAGCAACUAUUGUAUUUUUAUGAAGCAUAAAGCAUAUUUACCUCGUUAA